Messenger RNA from Saccoglossus kowalevskii, 2072 nucleotides. RefSeq names its product calmodulin-regulated spectrin-associated protein 2-like. NCBI's taxonomy places the organism in Eukaryota, Metazoa, Hemichordata, Enteropneusta, Harrimaniidae. Gene Ontology annotation, biological process: neuron projection development; negative regulation of microtubule depolymerization; cytoplasmic microtubule organization. Gene Ontology annotation, cellular component: microtubule minus-end. The record is from RefSeq and is a predicted model, not a curated record. Gene Ontology annotation, molecular function: spectrin binding; microtubule minus-end binding; calmodulin binding.
GUGAUUUGGUACACACUUAAAACUAAACACGGUGAGGCAUUUUUCAUUGAUACCUCACCUACUGAUGAGGUUCCUUCUGUUGCUAGUAGUUAUGCACCAUCUGUUGCUUGGUAGUUACGUAAUUUCUGAUAAGCAUAUGACUGCAGAAGGCGCUGUGGCUGCUGGAAUACCGAUUGUGCAAGAUGAGAAUGCCCAGCCGCAUACGCAAAGAAGAUUGCUGAGAAACCACAUGGGAAUCCCCAUCAUCGACAAGCAGGUAGAGACAUUUUAUCAGACACUGUUACAAAUAGCUUGACCCCUGACAGGGAAUUGCAUAAGCUACAUACUGACCAGACUGACAGGGAGGAUGCUAAAAAACAGUUUUUGGUUCAAUUUGGACAAGCUAUGCAACGACAGGAGCGGGAUGUGGUUACUGAUGUCAGCAAGCCGCCUCACAUUGCAUGUAGUGGGAUGGCAAGUGACUUUAACUCAGCUAUGACGACAGACAAUAGAAAAACUAGGGAUACUAACGUAGCAUUAUCAGCUUAUCACCCUGAUAAUGUUACACAGAAUCAUCAGUUGACAAAUUGGGUAGAACAUACACACCAACAUCAUAAUCAUACUAACAAUCUAGAUUCAGAAACCCAGAAUGCUCCUGUCACCUCAGAACUCAUGCAAAUUAGAAUGAAGCUGGAUGAGAAACGAAGAGCAAUUGAGUACGACAAGAAGCACAUGGAACGGCAACGAACUAAGCAAAGACAGCGAAUGGGAAAAGCCGCUUUUCUACAAGUUGUUGGCAAGAAGGAUGGAACAACAGAGAGUGACAAUAGAGGUAAAAUGGCUCCAAGACCACAGGUACAACCUGCGCAGGACGAAUCCUACAAUACAUCAUUGGAGAAAAUAAAUGCCAAUUUAUCACAGUUGCAGACUGAGUUGUUGCGGCUAUCACAACAGCAGGAGCAGAUGAAAGUAUCGCAGCAACAAGAACAUGUGAAAGUUGGGAGUUCACCACGAGAGCAACAAUCAAGAGAAUCUAACCAAACAUGGAUUAAUACACCACGAAGUGAGACUGAAACCCAAAGUGGAUUCUUUUUACAAUCGUCACCAAAUACCAAUAGAAAUUGGCAACAAGGUGAUUACUCAUUUUCCACAUCCCCAGCUCCAAAACCUGUUCCGGCAUUUGCGCCCAGUGCUGGUAUGACUUCGAGUAAUUACCAGCAAUCCCCGAGUGUGACUCCAAGUAAAUAUCAGCCAGCUCUCAAUGUCCUGCCAAGUAAAUUUCAACCGAUUAGUAACCCUAAUGUGACACCCGUUAGAUACCCAACUACUUCUAGUUCAUCUAAUGCUAGAAUUCCUGGAUUUGGUGGUAGCAUGACAUCAUCACCAGCACCUUCUAUUUCACCAUCUUUCAACACGCCGACUGCUUUCCAAUUCACUCCGUAUACUAACCAAACUUCUAGCCCAGUACCAUUUACGUUGGAAGAUCAGUCAGUAUCAUAUCAGCAAGGGACACCACCACCACAACAACAACAACAACAACAUACAGUACAGAUGACAACAAACAAGCAGCAAGUGAUUUCGCAGCCACAGGCCAUUGCACAGAUGCAAAGUAAGACUAUUGUUAAGACAUCAAAACAAAUUGGUCAGCAGUCUAGACCCGGUGAACCACCCCAGCCUUUUUUAUCACCACAAAUCUCGUCACAUCAGCAGUCACCACAAACUUAUUCACCAAUUGAGACAUCACUUGAGGAACUUGAAAAUCGGACAUUUACACCUCCACAACAGCUAUCUCCAAAAUCGGAAAUCUCUCAUCAACUCAGCCCCGGCAACCGUCACCAAUGCAAGUAACCAAACAGCAAUCACCACCGUCCCAGGUAACCAGGCAACCAUCAUCGCCAUCCCAAGUAACCAGGCAACCAUCACCACCAUCCCAGGUAACCAGGCAACCAUCACCACCACCCCAGAUAAUUAAACAAGUAUCCCCACCUGCCAAAGUUGUGAAAGCACCAUUGCCUGUCACCGUGACGUCAUCACCUCCAACUGAAAUAACAUCUCCACAUCAAGUGCAACAAGAGCUUUUGAACAAUACAGUU